AUCAUCUCUGUGUUGUUUAUAAACUGUCCAACAUGUUUGGAGCCAUAGUUGCUGGUCGUCUGGUACAGACAAAUCUUCAGCAAAUAGACGAUACUCAUUUUGUCUUUCCCCUGGAGCAACCAUAUGACAUCAAUCACUUGACUGUCUUUCUCUUGGGGACCAUCCCCUUCCCGGAUGGGUACGGCGCAUCGGUCCAUUUCGCUUGGCCAGGCAAAGACUACAUACCACUCGGAGUCUUGACUAACGCUAAGCCAUCUGCCAUCUUUCGUGUCCGAAAGCUCGUUCCACCCUCUGGUCAAUCUUCUAGCUCAUCACCACCAGCCAAUCUCGGCAUAGAGAUUGCACCCCAACCUCAAAUCGAGGAGAUUGCGUCGCGCCUUGCUUCGGGGGACAUGCGAGGGAAAGAGGUUGCUGAAAGAGUGGAUGUAGGAAAGGUCGCAGAGAAGGUUGUGAAGAAUCUGUUUAACUAUCUUCAUUCAUUUGGUGGAGGAGAGGUCAACUUGACCCCCGAUACACCAAUACCACUGUCAUUCUUCGAGAAGUGGUAUGCCAACUUUACACGCAAGAUAGAGAACGAUAAAGGGGCUGCCUUCCUAGAUCGUCAAGACUAAUCACAUCGCCAUGCAUUUACAACACGUC
Messenger RNA from Kockovaella imperatae, 639 nucleotides. RefSeq lists its product as hypothetical. Gene Ontology annotation, cellular component: nucleus; cytosol. Lineage: Eukaryota; Fungi; Basidiomycota; Tremellomycetes; Tremellales; Cuniculitremaceae. The transcript has 7 exons. Gene Ontology annotation, molecular function: nuclear import signal receptor activity. The record is from RefSeq and is a predicted model, not a curated record. Bases 33 to 611 code for a protein of 192 amino acids. Gene Ontology annotation, biological process: protein import into nucleus.